Molecule: messenger RNA, 5145 nt
Organism: Pungitius pungitius (ninespine stickleback)
Lineage: Eukaryota; Metazoa; Chordata; Actinopteri; Perciformes; Gasterosteidae
Product: sine oculis-binding protein homolog
Exons: 7
Coding region: 245-2818 (857 amino acids)
Biological process (GO): animal organ development
Cellular component (GO): nucleus
Source: RefSeq, a predicted model, not a curated record
GGAUGCUUGACAGCGUUGGAGAAGAGAGAGUUGCGAUUGUUCGGCAGAGGCGACCCUAUCCCGGAGUGCACCCGUGUUCAGUUGACUCCAAUGGUGCGAAGCCCCAGAUGAGGGACUCGGGCGUCUGGGAAUGACAGCUGCUGUCACCGGGAGUGACAGCUUUCAUUCUGAGCUACUCCGCUAAGAAAACUCGGCAGCCUGACAACCCACAGUGAUCCGGGUCGGAUCCAGCCCGACUCGGACUAUGCCAGAGAUGGAGAAAGGGAGACCACCGGAAAAUAAACGCAGCAGGAAACCUGCGCACCCCGUGAAGAGGGAGAUCAACCAGGAGAUGAAGACGUUUGCAGAAAGUACCAUGAACGAGCUGCUGGGAUGGUACGGCUACGACAAGGUAGACCUCAGAGACUCUGAGGCCAACGAGAUCAGAAACUACAGAGAGAGACGUCAGCACGUGUCUGUGCUGAAAGAGAACUCAUUGCCAAAACACAAGAGCCCGGACACCAAAGUCGGUCACUCGGUCCUCGCCAUGAAAAGUGGAGAGAGAGAGUCCUCCGGCGUCCCCUCUUCUUCACCUUCUUCUUCCUCCACAAGUUCAUCCCUCAUCACCUCUAAGGAGCAGAAGACUGCUCCCGUUAUUGUACCCCUUAUAAAGCCAUCUGCAGUGGAAGAUGUGCAGAAUGUGCAGAUAGUCUGCGUUUGGUGCCAGAAAGAAGGUGUAAAACGCUACUCUCUCUGUAUGGGUUCAGAGCUCAAGAGCUUCUGCAGUGAAAAGUGUUUUGCCGCCUGCAGGCGGGCCUACUUCAAACGCAAUAAGGCAAGUGACGAAGACCUCCACGGUGAGAGAUCUCCUCAGCACGCCCACACAGAAGACUCGCCCAGACUGGUGUUGAAGAUAAACAGCAAUGUUAGAUCUCUCUCCCCUGUGCCACAGGUGUGCGAUUGGUGCAAGCAUGUUCGUCAUACUAAAGAAUACCUCGACUUCGGAUCUGGCGAGGAACGACUCCAAUUCUGCAGCACCAAGUGUCUGAAUCAGUACAAGAUGGACGUUUUCUAUAGAGAAGCCCGUGCAGCUCUCACCAGCUCCAGCCCAAGCAGAACCAGCCAGGAUGGGAGGGCGGACAUCAUUGUGGCCGGGCAGAAGCUACUCACUCCUGAGUCCUGGAGCAGCAGUGCAGGAGAAGCACGUCAUCGAAACCUUUCCCCUAGAGGGCCUACGCCAAACCAUGGAUCGGCAGAGUCCAACUCCAUGUCCCCCUCAGAAACAUCCACUUCUAAUUCCAAAAUCCCCAUCCCUGGGCUGAGGACCCUGGACAGACCCAUCCAGCCUCCUCCCCCUGCUAGGGACGUUUCACCCCACCCUGCUCCGCUUCAUCCUCCGCCUCAUCCUCAUAUGCCUUUGGAACAUCAGCCGGUACCUCAAAUCCACAUGCCCUUCAUCAGACCUCCUCUUCACGCUCAGAGCCUGAAAAGUCCCCUCGGCAAUCCUCCCCGACACCCAGGCCCCCCUUUGAGCCCUAUCCACAGACCUCCUCACUCUCCUCACCUGCAGCCCCCAACCUCUUCCAUGAAUCUCCCUGGAAUGAUGCAUCCCUUCCCGGGAGCCUACUUCCCUGGCUUCCACACCCCUUCUCUAAACAUGAUGCAAAGAGGUCCUGUCCCAAUGCCUCCCAUUAUGAACUACGGUAUUCCUUCCUUUAGUCCUCUCCUGCCCCAUCCCACUGUCCUGGUGCCUUAUCCUAUUAUUGUACCCCUACCUGUCCCUAUACCCAUUCCUAUCCCCUUUCCAUUCCCUUCUAAUGCAACCACAGAAACUCAAAGUCACAGUGGCGUCAUCCACCCUGUGCCAGAGGGGUUAGACAGCAGCAGAUCCAGGGUCGCAAAGCCGCCAACUUCAGGGAUCCCUGAAGGGGACAGCAGAUUGGUGGCCAACAAAUUGGGUGGAAGCUUGCCUCAGUGUCUCCCCUCACAAUGUGAACCCACCCUAGAUUGGGUUAAAUCUGAGAGGCCAUUCCCAUCCCCAAUAUCGACACCCCAAAGUGGUGCAUCCUCCCCCAGAGCACAGUACAACAUAUCCCCCUGCUCAGCCUCCGGGUCAGAGGGGCUGACAGACUAUAAGCAGCAACAGUCAGAAAGACAAGUUAUCCAACGGGUUCUUCAAAGGACUCAAGUGAAGUCCAGUGCCAAUGGAGUGGUGGACCGAUCCGUGCUGGGAAAGUCAGAUACUGGCCAGGGUACCAGAUCAGGGCUCCACAAUGUCAUCCGAACCAACCCUCCUUUACCACAGUCCCCUUCACAUGACACUGUCUGCCACCAACAGGACUGCCCCACUCCACCUUCACACAACCCACCAAGCCCAAAGGGUAGCAUCCGCCCAUUUGAUGCCACACCCUCUGCCCUGAAAUUACAGGACCACAGUCCAAAUGGGAUGUCCUCCUCACCCGCCCCUGCCACUCUGGACUCUUCACUACCCCAGAGAGUACCUGCACCACCAAGUAACCCUGUGCUCAGUGAGCUGGAGGCCAUCAAAGAGAAUAAGUUCUCUGCCGUUGGCCUUCUGCGGGUUGAGGGCUCAGUUUGUCAGUCAGAAGAGGCCUUACCUGUAGUGGGGGAGGUAGGAGAGGACCCCCAUGUUCCUGACGAGGACCAUGCCUAUGCUCUGCCCACAGCGCCAAAGACAAGUGGGACCACCACCCCGCUGCUCUUGCCCAAACUCAGAGACAAGGGUAGCCUACGGAGUCCUGCUAAUAUGCCCAGUGCUGGGGACAUGGAGCCAGCUCUGAAGAGGCGUUGCCUACGGAUCCGUGAUCAGAAUAAGUAGAGGAUGGAGACGCCCUCUUUAACACUGUACGGCGGUCCAGAUUCAGUGCCACGCCCUCUUGUGGACAACGCCAGUGCUAACAAACUCUGGCCUGAUCCGCAGCCUGUCAGCCCACCAGAGUGUUGCUCUGCCUGUAGACCAGCAGGGUGCCAACCCAGGAAGUAGUCCAGAUGGCCACAAUACCGCGAGUCACCGUGGGGGAAGAACACAACACAGUCACACAUGUUGUCUUGGACCAAAGAGUAUUGCUGGCUUGUGUGUUUUGCUUUGUACAGUGAGCAUUUGAGCAUCUCAUCUUCUCCCUGUCGGACAUUGCCCUCACGCACACAAGUGGGUGUGUGCGUGUGUGUGUGUGUGUGUGUGUGUGUGUGUGUGUGUACUGUGUGGCUGCCCAGAUGCGCUCCUCCUCCUCCUCUUCCUCCUACUCCCCUCCUUUCCUUGCUCCACACAGCAGACAAGGCUCUGAUCAGCCUUGUGUGGUCUUCUCAGAUGGAGCCUGAACAUGAUCUCUUUCCAGGGGAAACGGUUUGUUUUCCCUGCCCGGCUUGCACAAAGAGCCACAUUGUUCCUCUCCCCAUAUCCCACGCCGAGUCCCCACUACAGGUUUUGGGUUACCUGGCCGACAGGGGUUCAGACUUCAGGAACUUUUUUUAUUUUUUUUUGACCGACAGCCAAGAAUAUGGUAUACCCUUCUCCACUUCGCCGCCCAAUCUAAAUACGGUACACUCUAACGUAGUUCUGAGGCUCGAUUCUUCACAACGCAUUGCCUGUGAUUCCCUUCUCAGCUCACCUCCUUCGAGGGAGGAAGAAAAUUCUGCUGAGGUUAAGACUUGAGGCAGUUCAAACACUGUCUGGAGCGAGCCUACUUGGGCUGUGGAGACAACUGAGCGGAAUAACGCAAUCUCUGAGGAGAAAGGAUGCCCCCUGCGCCUCCUCUAAGACAUGGUAAAACUACAUAGAAUGCAGGAGUGGACCCUGGGUCUGUGAAUGUCCCGAUGACCUCGCCUCUCACCUGAUCUGCCAAAACGUUGAUCGGAAAUCUGAAUUAGAAUUACCUGUAGCGCCAAGUUUAAUGCAUGUUUAAAACCCAAAGCAUUCAUGGCAGUUGUAAUUCAUUGUUCAUGUCACUGGCAAUUCUUAAAAUCAGGCUGGUUAUAUUACCAAAUGUGGUAUUAUACUCAAGCAGUAAAUGCUGUGGUCUGCAGCUGUCAGUAUUAGAGGUCCCGCUGUUGGGGAUGACUGAUGAGAUCAUUUCGAAGCUUUGUUAACACAUUGUACCAUUGUAAAAUUUCAAUUUUUCUCAUUGGGUUCUACACAGAAACUAUUUGAUGUUAUAUUAACUUAUGGAUGAUGCAUCUGUAGAUUUUAAAAAAAAGCUCUAUAUUUCUUCAUGUUUUUUCUUGAAUGAUUGUAUAAUGUGGGUGCCGAAGCUCUUAAAUGCCCCUUGUCCUUAUGUAUAUAUACCGUAUCCCCACUAGAGAGCAGUGUUUGCCUUUGUAACUUUGCACCUGCCCUUAUUUGAAAAGUAAGCAGCAGAAGGCCCAUAGGCAGCCCUUUGAAAACAGCAUGAGUGCACAGAACAUAACGCUGCAACUCCGUGCCAGCUGACUGAUACCCAAUGCCAAGUAGAUAUCUUAUCCGCCACAUGUUGCUGCCAUUGUUUUCCUUUCACCCACCUCUACAGCAGACUUCUUAACGAAGAGUCUCCUGGGAUGAGUAGCCAUCAUGGCCCUACUCCUAGAAUAACUCCAAAUGUGACCCGCCCCUGCCAUCAUUCCAAAACUCAGUCUGUGCGUAUGCCUGUGUGUGUUUGUGUGCUUCUGUGUGUGCAUAUGGCGGUGACACAUUUCUCCCCCCCCCCCCCACCCCCGACUCAUUCCAGCCUACAUCUUCACCACAGGUCAUGCCAUUACGUUAGUGUCAUCCUCGGCUGGCCAGGGGACUUUGGCAGUGAUGACAUCACUCCGUACAAAUAGCUGUGGUGUCAACCAGUGUUCCUCCACUCUGACGCCAGAGGCCAAAAAAGAUGUUAUCAAAGACUGCCUUCGUUGGUUAUAUUGCACAUUUUAAUCAUUGCCAUUUCUGAGCUGAUACAGUAUGUGUGGUGAUCCAAAGUUUGGGGGAAAAAAAUGUGUUAUUAUUGCCUGAGAAUCAUUGGUACUUUUUGACUUGCCCUGUUAAACAUUUACCCCACUGUCUGAAUAGAUUAUUCACAGAUUGUUUGUAUUUGAAUAUUGAUUCAGUAACCGAGAGCUUUCGUGGAGACCUCUUUGUAAAGUACAAUAAAUAAAAGUUAUUCUAAGAGCAAAAACAUGUGGUGCGUUUUC